AUUUUUCAAACUGAGCACCAAAUUAGACGGUUUUCACCGAAUACCCGAAUCAAACAACAAACUUCGGUUCGCUCUCGUUCAGUUUCUGGGUCUAGUUCUGUUUUUUCUCAGCCCUGGUCACUAGUUUAUCUAGGUUUAGAAGCAGGCCCAUUCAAAACAUAACAAAACCUGAUUUCUCAUUAUUUCCCUCUCUUUCCCUUCUCUAAUUUUAUGUCAAUUUUGCAUUUUCAUUCCAAAGAUCCGAGCUUUACUAUCCCAUGGCUAAAACCCAACUCAAAAACCUGGUUUUUCAUAUACAAAAACGCUUCUUUACAUCAACUCCAACACCACCCUCUUCAUCUUCUACAGUUGAGUUCUUAAAAAAUUCAUGUGGGCUCUCACUAAAAUCUGCAAUUUCAGUUACUCAAAGGUUACACCUUGAAGAAAAAAAUCAAAAAAACAUUCAAUCUGUUCUUGAAAUCUUGAAAGCUCACAGCUUUACUGAUACCCAACUCACCAAAUUGAUUGAAAAAAGGCCUGAAAUUCUUCUAAGCAAAGUAAAGGAAAAUAUUCAACCCAAGCUAGAGUACUUGGAAAAUCAAGGGUUUGCUGGUAAGCUUCUUCCUGAGCUUAUUUUGUUAAAUCCAGUAAUUUUGAGGAGAGCUUUAGAUUCUCAUAUUAAACCGUCUUUCGAGUUUUUGAAAUCGGUUCUUGGUAGUAAUGGUAGUGUUGUAGCUUCUGUUAAACGUUCCUCAUGGUUAUUGACAUUUAAUGUGAAGGGUGUAAUGCUACCGAAUAUCGAGUUCUUAGAAAAAGGCGGUGUUCCUGCAUUACAUAUAGAGAGAUUGCUUAGAUUGCAGCCAAGAGCUAUAAUGCAAAAACAUGAUAGAGUAGUUCAAGCUUUUAAUUCUGUUAAGGAAAAAGGCGUUGAACCGAAAUCUCCUAUGUUUGUUCAUGCUAUUAGAGUUAUGUUAUCGAUGAGUGAUGUGACUUGGAAGAAUAAAAUUGAGGUAAUGAAGAGUUUAGGGUGGAAUUAUGAGGAUAUUAUUGGGGCUUUUGCUCGACACCCGCUUUGCUUGGCUUGUUCCGAGAAAAAACUUAGGAAUGCUAUGGAUUUCUACUUGAACACUAUGAAGUUGGAACCGAAGGUUGUUAUUUCUUAUCCGAGAUUUUUAAUGUAUGCUAUUGAGACAAGGCUCCGGCCAAGGUACAAUGUUUUGAAAGCUUUGGAGUCGAAGAAUUUGAUUAAAGGGCAUAAGAAGAUUGAGUGGUUGCUAACGUUAAAUGAAAAGGCUUUCCUGCAGCGAUAUGUCAUGAAGUAUGCAGAUGAAUUCCCCGGUAUGAUGGAAAUAUACCUGGCUGCCCUAGAAGUGAAAAAGAUUGGUGCUUAAUGAAGAAGGACUCUAAACACAGACGCAAAAACUGGACGAGAAAUUUCUACAAGAAAUUAACAUCAUGCCUGAGGCAGAAGCAUGAGAAUAGUACAGCAAUAGACUCAAUUGUUUUAAACAAUAACAGUAGAGAAUCCUGUAAAAGAAGUAGUUUGUAUCAUGUAACAUUUUAGUUAAGGCUGCUAAUUUUUGAUAAACUUCGAGA
Mercurialis annua (annual mercury) is the source of this 1575-nucleotide messenger RNA. Its product is annotated as transcription termination factor MTERF4, chloroplastic-like. Gene Ontology annotation, molecular function: double-stranded DNA binding. The record is from RefSeq and is a predicted model, not a curated record. NCBI's taxonomy places the organism in Eukaryota, Viridiplantae, Streptophyta, Magnoliopsida, Malpighiales, Euphorbiaceae. Gene Ontology annotation, biological process: regulation of DNA-templated transcription; chloroplast organization. The transcript is spliced from 2 exons. Gene Ontology annotation, cellular component: chloroplast. The coding region runs from base 258 to 1370 and encodes 370 amino acids.